UCGCAGCACAUUUAGGGAGAGCGGACUUUAUAACAGCCAAACCCCGCUAUGUCCUUACGUCUUCGUGUGGCUUGAUUCUUCUUUGGUUGGUGAUUGACUCAGAGAGCAGCACAAGUCAGGCUCUGCAAGGCGUACGUGAAGGCGUGGACGAUGCUUUGUCAGUUGAAAAAUGUCGGUCCACGGCUGGAGGUGUGACGUGAUUCUUGGGAUGACAUCAGCAAGACUAUGCGAACUACGGCAUCAAUGAUGGGGUUACUGGAUGGGCUGACAAACAUAAAAGACCACACUCUCUCCCCGAUGAAUCUCCAUCAUGUUGCAGUCAAUAACAACACGAUAUCCAGCACAUCCCCCCAAACCUCACAUUUCCACUCCACAGCCGCGGCGUACGCGUCGAUACCACGACGGCCACAAAAGCCUCGCCAGCCACUGCUAUCUGACAAGCUGUCUGUCAACAUGUCUGACAAGAUAAAAGCGGCGUACGGACAUUUAAAGGGGGGGACAUCGAGCAAGCAUAGCGGCUCCAGGGUCUAUACUUCGACGCAAGAGCUAGACGAAGCCAAGCAGUCGUUUGAAUCUCUUGCUUCGACUUUGAACGCCAGUCAGCGAGGCAACAAGGACGCUUCACCAAAAUACAAGAAGAGCGACGACAUGUACCGCUGGGGCUUCGUGCCGAAGAUGCAAUAGACUUUUGCGAUCAAGAUGGACCACCGGCGCAGAAGUCAGAAUGCCACCUGGCACUGAUAAUCGAUAGCAGACCUGCAAUCGAUGGAUUGGAAAGCUUUUGCCAGCCGCGUCUCUAAAGAUU
Molecule: messenger RNA, 805 nt
Organism: Microdochium trichocladiopsis
Lineage: Eukaryota; Fungi; Ascomycota; Sordariomycetes; Xylariales; Microdochiaceae
Exons: 2
Coding region: 226-684 (152 amino acids)
Source: RefSeq, a predicted model, not a curated record